Molecule: messenger RNA, 3246 nt
Organism: Stegastes partitus (bicolor damselfish)
Lineage: Eukaryota; Metazoa; Chordata; Actinopteri; Pomacentridae
Gene: chn2
Product: chimerin 2
Exons: 13
Coding region: 611-2008 (465 amino acids)
Biological process (GO): signal transduction; regulation of small GTPase mediated signal transduction; positive regulation of GTPase activity
Molecular function (GO): GTPase activator activity
Source: RefSeq, a predicted model, not a curated record
UGAAAAAGUAGGUGUUUGGGAUUUUGCAAACAGAACUAACUUGUGUUUUUCAUUUUGCCACACGGGGUUGCUUACAUCUGGCAACGCUGCUCCAAACUUUCACUUUAAGAAGGCGCGUCUACGCUGCGGUGUAGUGUGUUUAUUACGAUCCUUAAAGUGGCACAUGGAGAGCGGAGCUGAUUCCUGCAUGGCACAGAGAUGAUUCCUACCUACAGAUCGUUGUCCACAGUGAGGAGAUGCUUUGGAGAAACUGAUCCACGCACCGUCUUUGUGUAGUCUUAUUUUUUAUUUUAUUUUAAUUUUUUUGCGCGUGUCUUGAGUCAGUGUCUGCUCCAGUGUCUGCGGCAGCUCCUCACCAAAAGGCGCACAGCGAGCCGAGGGACGGGAUCAGCAGAUUCACACAGACGAGGCGGCGGAGGAGGAGGAGGAGGAGGUGGAGGAGGGAUCGAGAUCAAGCGAGACAUGAAAUAAUCACCAGUCAGCCGUCAAAAAGAAGAAAAAAAAGAAAAGGUGAAGCACACCGGGAGAGAAAUGGAGGCACCGCCGGGGACGAGCUGCUGUGAGCCCACCUUGGCCAAACGGGAGUAACCGAGACGAGAAACUGGUUGGGAUGGCAGCAUCCAGUAACUCCAGCCUCUCAGGUUCAUCUCUGUCCUCUGACCCUGAGGAUUAUCAGCCGCCCAUAUGGAAGUCCUACUUGUACCAGCUACAGCAGGAGGCGCCAAGACCAAAGAGGAUCACAUGUCCUCAGGAGAUGGAGAGCAGACCCAAAUACUAUGGCAGAGAAUUUCAUGGCAUGAUCUCUCGAGAUUAUGCAGAUGAGCUGCUGGCGGGCGCAGAGGGUGCUUACCUCAUCAGAGAGAGCCAAAGACAGCCAGGGACACACACCUUGGCCUUAAGGUUUGGGCACCAGACCCUCAACUACAGACUGUUUUAUGAUGGGAAGCACUUUGUCGGGGAGAAGAGGUUCGAGUCGGUCCACGACCUCGUGACUGACGCCCUCAUCACUCUUUACAUCGAGACCAAGGCGGCGGAGUACAUCGCCAAAAUGACCACCAACCCCAUCUACGAGCAUCUCGGUUACACGUCGCUGCUCAAGGACAAAAUGGUGCACAGACUGAACCGGGGACGCACAGAGCCGCGUAGGGUCACAUUUCAGAGAGACGAAAGGAUCUCCUCACCUCUGGUGCGACGGAGUGCCUUGAAAGACACACCUGAGAAGCAGUGCUCCUACGAAAAGAUCCACAACUUCAAGGUGCAUACAUUUCGAGGACCGCACUGGUGUGAGUACUGCGCCAACUUCAUGUGGGGCCUCAUCGCACAGGGUGUCCGCUGCUCAGAUUGCGGCCUGAAUGUACACAAACAGUGCUCCAAACUGGUUCCCAGUGACUGCCAGCCGGACCUGCGCAGGAUAAAGAAAGUGUUCAGCUGUGACCUCACCACGCUUGUCAAAGCUCACAACACGACCCGACCCAUGGUGGUGGACAUGUGCAUCCGAGAGAUAGAACUGAGAGGUAUGAAAUCUGAAGGUCUCUACAGAGUGUCUGGCUUCUCGGAGCACAUCGAGGACGUGAGGCUCGCCUUUGACCGAGAUGGCGAGAAGGCUGACAUCAGUGCCAGUGCCUAUGCAGACAUCAACAUAAUUGCUGGUGCUUUGAAGCUCUACUUAAGAGACCUCCCCAUUCCAGUCAUUACAUUUGACUUGUACUCCAAAUUUAUUCAAGCUGCAAAAAUUCCAAAUGCUGAAUCCAGACUGGAGGCAAUCCACGAAGGUUUGCUGCAGCUCCCCCCGGCCCACUAUGAGACUUUACGUUACCUGAUGGCUCACCUCAAGAGGGUGACCAUGUUCGAAAAGGACAAUUUAAUGAACGCUGAGAACCUGGGGAUCGUCUUCGGUCCGACUCUCAUGCAGCCGCCGGAGAUCAACGCCUUGACAACCCUGAAUGACAUGAGGCAGCAGAAACUGGUGGUGCAGCUUAUAAUAGAGCAUGAAGAUGUCUUGUUCUAAGGACCGAGGCAUGCGGGCCUUGUCAAAAAGAAAAAAGAAAAAAAAAGAGAAGGACAACUAUUUAUUCUGUCAAAGAGGAAACUCAAGCCACCUUGAUUCUAACAGUUUGAACUUGAAACGCUUCUUUCUCGCAUGACGGUUUUAAUUUCAGUUGGUUAGGUGUUGACAUUGUCUUGUUACUGUACGUUUUGGGUUUCCACACUCAGCCAAGACCAUCAUUUUUAUAUUGGGAAAGGAUCCUGUUGUUUUUUUUGGUUUUUUUUGUCUUUAACUACCUGCAGAGCUGUUCCCUCCUCUCUUUAAUUUGAAGACUGUCAAACCUACCUGGCGUAGACUCAGUCAUGAUGACAGCGCUGUGAGAAAUCUGCCCCGAGCGGAUCGUCAAUCAGGCCUGGUGCUGUGUAAACUAAACCUCACACAUCAGCCAAGGUGAUGCUCCCACGUGACGUGUGCAUAUUUUGAUUUUAAUGGGAACGCCGUAUCAAAAUGAAAUGAAACGAUCCUUUCGUUGUAGAUAAAAAUCAGAUCAUGCAAUGAUCAAUAUUUUAACUGUGUGCUAAAAAAACAAACAAAAAAAGAGACAAUUGGGCGCUCAUGAAGCACUUUUUUGCAACGAGUGUAAAGAUUUAUUUUGUAAAGAUGUUUAUUUUUGUCUUUUACUCUGCAUUGUUCUUUCGUUACAGUAAUAUAUGCUGUUGAGAAUGAUGUUUGUUGAAUUGAUGUCUGAAUACAAAAACGACAGAAAAGAAGAGUCGGAAAAGAAGUUUGUGGAUCUGCCAUUUUCAUUUUCAGUGUAUUUAGUGUUACGUGAGAAAAACGCAGGUGGAUUAAACACUGGUCAUUGAUUCAUGUCCUAUUGGAGACUGCAGCACAUGAGCAAAGCUCCUCUGUACACAUGCUGCUUGGCAGUGUUGCCAUGUUUCAGCUUACAUGCUGUAAUUUGGAAUAUUUUCAAGUGGAAACAUAAGAUUAUGGUCCAUUUUUUUCUCUUCCUUUUUUUUAAUGCCAGUAACAUCAGUCGGUGCAGCAGGAGUUGCCGUUCACUUUGCCAUAACUGUCAUCCAAAAGCUGUACCAGGCAUGUUCCUGUUAAACUUGGUUUAAUGUGAUUAAUUGAAUCCUUUCUACAAAUCCAUUUUAUCAAAAUGUAUUUUUGUGACAGUUGCAAUUAAAAAAAAAAAAAAAAAUGUAAUUUAUGAAAUGAUGAUUUAUUAAAGGAUGUAAAACUUGAGUUUAAAA